AUGGAAAUAGAAAAACCUGUAUUAAAGCAACCACCUACAGAUCUUUUAAAAUGCUAUCGUGAGCUAAACUUCAGUUCUUCACUUUCUCUUCACCAUCAUCCGGAUAUGAGUAAAGCAGAAGCACUGAAGAAAGCUGAUAAUAUGGCAGAUAAUAAUAAUGAUGAUAGUGUUGAUAGUAAUGAUGAUGGUAAUGAUAAUAAUAAUGAUAACAGUAAUGGCAGAAAUAGGAGCUAUCUGUUAUUGAAAAAAGCAAAAGAAGACGAUGAUAAUGAUGCAAAGUCAUCUAGCACUACCAUUAAACAGCAUUUUACUGGUUUUGCUAAUGAGCAAAAAGAGCAGGCAACAACAACAACUAUGUCGGAUUUCGACUGUCCAGAAUUUUCAUCAGUUCACCAUCGCUGUUCUACGGUACCAGUUGAAAUCUCCAGACGAAGUCAUGCUUUUAUUGCUUGCAAAUUGGCACAGAAUUCAUCGGAUAGCGGUGUCAGUUCAAAUUCAAUACACAGUAUUCAAGAAGAAAUUCCGAAAGUGGAGAGGGAAGAUUCGGGAAGUUUCCAAGAGAAAGCAAAACACUUGAUAUCUUCACUCUAUUCUUCUUCUCUUGUUCGACAACAUCGACGAUCGGCAACACAUACAACCACGCCAUCACUGGUUUUGCAAAGUUCAAAAAUCUUUGAUCCGAUAGUUCCUUUCGGUGAUGACAAUUUAAGAAUACAUAGUAAUAAUUAUGAUAACGGUGCUAAUAAUAUGGGUAAUCAGGAUAGAAUACUGGAAGAGAAAAGACCGCGAAUUGAACGACCACGAGCUCGAUAUCCAAAUUCGGCAAGACGUACAUCUGCGCCCGCAUGUUUGUGGUCUACUUCAUUAUUUCCUGACCAGCAACCGAAUUCAUUGUUGCACGAUAAUUUUCUCUUACUACAUAAAUUGUUAGCUAAGCAACGAAUUAUGCAAGAUAAUGUGGAAACGUUCAAUUUCUAUCCUUCUACUGGUAUUCAUGGUGCUAAUGAUGAUAUUGCUGCUACAUCUCAAUCAGAAACUCCACCUGCAAUAAUACCGUCACAUUUUCCAACUACACAAACACCAACAUCACCAUCAGUUUUAGCUUCAUGGCAAUGGCUCAGAGGUUAG
Messenger RNA from Cercopithifilaria johnstoni, 1128 nucleotides. NCBI's taxonomy places the organism in Eukaryota, Metazoa, Nematoda, Chromadorea, Rhabditida, Onchocercidae. The record is from the annotation of a GenBank genome assembly.